This is a messenger RNA of Cynocephalus volans (Philippine flying lemur), 4720 nucleotides long. It is a transcript of the gene SYNPO2L, whose product is annotated as synaptopodin 2 like. Gene Ontology annotation, biological process: positive regulation of actin filament bundle assembly. The coding region runs from base 156 to 3203 and encodes 1015 amino acids. The record is from RefSeq and is a predicted model, not a curated record. Lineage: Eukaryota; Metazoa; Chordata; Mammalia; Dermoptera; Cynocephalidae. Gene Ontology annotation, cellular component: nucleus; actin cytoskeleton; Z disc. The transcript has 5 exons. Gene Ontology annotation, molecular function: actin binding.
GCCAAAUCGCCUGCCUGUGGUGUGUGGUGUCAGGGGGAGACCCAGGGCAGCAGGAGCAGGACAACCGGACAGGCAGGCCGGACGGGGUACCAGCACCUCAACUUCUCUCCCUGGGACACUGUCUAAACUCCGGGGGCCAUAGGCCAGGCUGAGCGAUGGGUGCUGAGGAGGAGGUGCUGGUCACACUAUCAGGGGGAGCCCCCUGGGGCUUCCGACUUCAGGGGGGGGCCGAGCAGAGGAAACCCUUACAGGUGUCCAAGAUCCGAAGACGGAGCCAGGCUGGCAGAGCAGGACUCCGAGAGAGGGACCAGCUCUUGGCAAUCAAUGGGGUCUCUUGCACCAGUCUCUCUCAUGCCAGUGCCAUGAACCUCAUCGAUGCCUCAGUGAAUCAGCUUGUCCUCACUGUGCGGCGGGUAGCAGAUGAGGGGGCUGUGCGAUCUCCAUCUCCUGGUGAGCUUCAGGUGCUAUCACCAUUAUCUCCACUGAGUCCUGAGCCCCCUGGCGCUCCAGUUCCCCAGUCUCUUCAGCCUGCGAGCCUUCGCUCACCCCCUGACAGUGAGGCUUACUAUGGAGAGACAGACAGUGAUGCUGAAGGCCAUGCCACCCAGGAGAAGCCCCGCCGACCCCGCCGCCGAGGCCCCACAAGGCCCAUCCCUCCAGGAGCCCCACCUGAUGAGGUCUACCUGUCUGACAGCCCUGCAGAGCCAGCACCUGCUAUCCCUGGCCCUCCCAGCCAGGGUGACAGCCGUGUGAGCUCCCCAUCUUGGGAGGAUGGGGCAGCCCUUCAGCCACCUCCAGACGAGGCCCUGCUAUUACCCCAUGGCCCCCUCCAGCCUGGCCCUCAUCUCAUCCCUAUGGUGGGGCCUGUUCCCCACCCAGUGGCAGAAGAUCUUACUACCACCUAUGCCCAGAAGGCCAAGCAAGCCACCAACAGUGCCUUUCUCGGCAUGGAGACCUUUGAGCCCAUCAGCCAAGAUCCUCUCAACCAAGCCAGCUGUGACAAAGCCCAAGGCCCAGUUCCUGAACUCCAAGGCCCAUUCUAUGCAGAACUGCAAGGAGCAGAGAGCCUCCAAGAGAAGAGCGUGAAGGAGGCCAAAACCAAAUGUCGGACGAUUGCCUCCCUGCUAACUGCAGCCCCCAAUCCCCAUUCCAAGGGGGUGCUUAUGUUUAAGAAACGGCGGCAGAGGGCCAAGAAGUACACCCUAGUGAGCUUCGGGGCUGCGGCUGGGACAGGCGCUGAGGAGGAAGACGGUGUCCCCCCCACGAGUGAGUCUGAGCUGGACGAAGAGGCCUUCUCCGACGCCCGCAGCCUCACCAAUCAGUCCGACUGGGACAGCCCCUAUCUGGACAUGGAGCUGGCCAGGGUGGGCUCAGGCGCAGGAGAGGGCCAGGGCCCCGGGCUCAGUGAGGUCUCUGGGCGGGGGGUUCAGCUCUUUGAGCGGCAGCGCCAGCGCGCAGCCUCCAGCAGCCAGGAGCUGGCUCCUGUUGGCCAGCCAGCCAUGCUCAACGGGCAGGGCCUGCAGUCACCACCUCGGGCCCAGAGUGCUCCCCCGGAGGCAGCCGUGCUCCCACCCAGCCCUUUGCCGGCCCCUGUAGCCAGCCCCAGACCAUUCCUCCCAGGAGGUGGAGGCCCCACCCCAGCUCCAAGCAUUUUUAACCGGUCAGCCAGGCCCUUUACCCCGGGCUUACAAGGGCAGCGGCCCGGAACCACGUCGGUUAUUUUCCGGCCUCUACCCCCCAAGAGGAUGAAUGAAAGCCUGGGAGGCCUCAGUCCCGCCCCACCCCCCUUCUCGUCCUCUCCGCAGGGGCCUACCCCGCUGCCCAGCUUCACCUCAGGGGUUCCCAGCCAUGUGCCAGCCUCCGGUCCCCCCAGCACCCCACGUCCCUCCGGGCCUGUGACGGCCACCAGUUCUCUGUAUAUCCCAGCCCCCAGUCGGCCUGUUACCCCAGGCGGAGCCCCAGAGCCCCCCGCUCCCCCUAACGCAGCUGCCAUGACCUCCACCGCAUCUAUCUUCCUUUCGGCUCCUCUGCGACACUCUGCGCGCCCAGAGGGGCCCGCCCCAGGCCCCGCGGCCCCUGAGUCCCCCAGCGCUCGGGAGCAGCGCAUCUCCGUGCCAGCUGCCCGCACGGGCAUCCUGCAGGAGGCCCGGCGCCGGGGCACCCGGAAGCAGAUGUUCCGGCCGGGAAAAGAGGAGCCGAAGAACUCGCCCAACCCCGAGCUGCUCUCGCUGGUGCAGACCCUGGAUGAAAAACCCCGGGCUGGGGGUGCUGAAUCCGGUCCUGAGGAGGACGCUCUGAGUCUCGGGGCUGAAGCCUGCAAUUUCAUGCAGCCACCAGGGGGCAGGAGUUACAAGACCCUGCCUCACGUGACACCUAAAACCCCGCCUCCAAUGGCUCCCAAGACCCCGCCCCCUAUAACUCCUAAGACUCCACCCCCAGUGGCUCCUAAGCCCCCUUCUCGAGGGCUCCUUGAUGGGCUGGUGAAUGGGGUAGCCUCUUCGGUUGGAAUACCCGAGCCACCAAGGCUUCAGGGCAGGGGUGGGGAGCUGUUUGCCAAGCGGCAGAGUCGUGCGGACAGGUAUGUGGUGGAAGCUACACCUGGUAUUGGCCUUGGCCCUCGGCCCAGAAGUCCUUCCCCUACUCCUUCACUGCCGCCUUCCUGGAAAUAUUCACCCAACAUCCGUGCCCCACCUCCUAUUGCUUACAACCCGUUACUUUCACCCUUUUUCCCCCAGGCUGCCCGCACUCUCCCUAAUAAAGCCCAAUCAAAGGGGCCUCGGGCAGCCCCCACGCAGGGCAUCAAGGCUCUGGAUUUCAUGCGGCAUCAGCCCUACCAACUUAAAACUGCCAUGUUCUGUUUUGAUGAGGUUCCCCCAACUCCUGGCCCCACUUCCUUAGGGCCCCCCAAAACUGUCCGAGUUCAGGAGAUCCGCCGAUUUUCCACUCCAGGACCCCAGCCUACUGCAGAGCCCCUGGCUACCACUGUCCUUGCCCCCCGAGCAGCCACUACACUGGAUGAGCCCAUCUGGAGGGCAGAGCUGGCCUCAGCCCCUGUUUCUAGCCCAGCCCCUCCUCCAGAAUCUCCCAGGGGCCCUGGGGCCUCCCCCAGCUCCUGUGGUUUCCAGGUAGCCAGGCCCCGAUUCUCGGCCACUAAAACAGGAUUGCAGGCUCAUGUGUGGAGGCCUGGGGCAGGGCACCAGUGAGCAGGGCACAGGUCCCAGGACCAAGGAGGGGUGGAACAUCAAGUUCCUAAAAUUGCUUCUCCUAUCCUAUCCUCCCCUCUCUCUGAGGCAUCUAGAGGCUAAAUUCCCUCCUGCCAGAGAUGAUUUUGGAGUUGGUGUCCUAUCCCCCACCUUCCUUACUCCCCACCUCCCUGCUGCUUUCCAGCCUGCUAUCUCUGCUUUGGUAUUUUUGCUUCUCUUUGCCUCUGUAUUUCUUUGCCUGGAUCUUUGUCUUUAUCUUCAGGACUCUCUGCCCAUACUCCUCCACAGGUCUCUUCUUUACAUUUGCGCUUUUCUCUGUGGGCCUUAUUUUAAUGUGCAGUGAGAAACAGAGUAGAAGUUACCACUGGGACCUCAGGCAAGAAGCUCACCCGCAGGCACAUAGCAAUGGGCCUGAACUAACCUGUUUGCACCAAGCUCCUCCCUACUCUUCACUCUGCUUUACCAAGCUUGGCUGGCAUAUACGUAAGGGUGUAUGUGUGUGCACGAAUGUGCUCUUCUGUUUGAGGCAAAUGUAAGAGAAGUCUAAAUAAAGACCCAAUCACGGUCUUAUCCUUGCACUGAUAGAAGGGUCAGAUAUCCCCACAGAGAGUCUAGCAGGGUGAAAGAGAUUCACUAGAGAGUAACUCCUUAGAGACCAGCAUCUGUAGCAGGAGUACAGCAGCUUGUGAAACUAAUGGAGUAUGAGAAGACUGAAGGACUGGAACAGUUUACAUGGGCUGAGUUAUACCAGCUAGGCCAGGAAUAGAACUAAGAAUUCUCCCAUUCCUCAGGAUUUCAGAAUGUUAGCAACUAGAGAGGCCCAGCUGAGUAAGCCAGUAUCCAGGAAGAGAAAAAAAGAAAAAAAUUCCUCUGAGAAUGAACAAAUUAUUGGCUUCAUUGCCUCAUAAGCCUAAGACAGAAAGGAGGGAGAAGAGAGCCUGGGUGUGGAGAAUGAGGCAAACACCAGGAGCAGAGCAAUAAUGAGUAGAAGUGACUGAGCCACAGAGAGGAGCAUGGUGAGGAGCAGUACAGUCCUGGCAGAGAGUAAAGUCAGGUAACAAGAAAGCAACUGUGUGCAAGAGGGGGAUUGGGAACAAAUUUGAGGGAGAAGAAUGUAUUUGUUAGAGUGAAGGGGGAUGAUGGGAAGGAAAUGUGAGGGUUUGUGUUGAGUGUUGAAAGAACAACUGGUCUCUGUACAACUUCCUCUGAGUUUGUCAUUCAGUUUGUCUUCUGCAGUUUGUCUUCUGCAGUUUGUCAUGACUACCUGGUAAAAGGCAAGGAAACAACCCAAAGCCAAAACCUCUUUUCAGUCAUACCCCAUCCCUCAAAACCCUAGCACUGUUCCUUUUCAGCUUCAGGUCCUGAUCUCUGAUCCUAGAAGGGUACUAACUCCUCUCUCACCAAGACAACCACCAGCCACAUUUGCUCUUUGAUCUGGAAAGUGAUAAUUCCCUUUGCAUAUUGGGUGUGAGUCACAGUUCUUUGGUUUGUGCACAAGAAUAAACUUAUGCCCUAUA